Molecule: messenger RNA, 1329 nt
Organism: Bipolaris maydis ATCC 48331
Lineage: Eukaryota; Fungi; Ascomycota; Dothideomycetes; Pleosporales; Pleosporaceae
Source: RefSeq, a predicted model, not a curated record
AUGAGCAAGGCGGUGCUCCUCGCACUCGUAGUAGCGUGGGGAGCAUCCUUUUAUCAAAUUUACCUCAAAGAUCUUCUGGUGGUUACUUUCGGUGUUGGUCGGGUGAUGCAAGAUAUAGACGAGUUUCCGUAUUCUUGCAGGCGUGUCGAGCAUCCUAGGCUGGAGGCCUGCGAGGACAUGUGGCUUGACGAUAAGGGACGCACGUUGUAUGCGGCAUGCGCAGGAACUUCGGGAAGAAUGGCUUGGAACCAGGCGAUGAAUCAAGUCAAUGUAACUGGACGUCGGGCUGGGGGCUCUGAACUCAUCGCUCUAGACAUUGAUAAUCCUGGAGCGGAUGGUCUCUUCAAUCUCCGUUCUAUCAACCCAUCCGGCAAUUAUAGAGGGGCCACGGGUAACAUGGAUCUCGACCUCCUCGGGUUUGACGCUCUCAUCUUGGACGACAGCACUAUCCAAUUCUAUUUUGUUAACCAGCGCCCUCCCGUCGGACCAUCCAACGACGUCAUCGACGCAUUCAAGACGGGAGAUAACUCCACCAUCGAGGUUUUCGAAAUGAAGAAAGGUCAAGAAACCAUGCGCCAUGUCCGCACCGUCUUCUCGAGUGAAAUUUGGACCCCGAACCGAGUUGCAGCGUUAGGCGAUGGAUCUGGUGCCUUUCUCGUGACCAACGACCACUCCGUAAAACUCGGCUUGCGCCGAGAAUUCGACUACUUCAUCGGCGGCGGAAACGUCGCAUACUGCUCUGGCACAGGACUCUGCCACCCUGCCUACUCGGGCAAUGAAGUCGACGAAUCAACUCUCAAACCAACCACGCCAGACUUACCCUCCUACAUGCCUCAUCUUAAACGCGCCCUAAGUUUCGUCAUCCCCAGACCCGACCUCAAGUUUCCCAACGGUCUCACCCGCGGUGCCGAUGGCCUCUUUUAUGUCCCUAGCGCCAUUGACGGCCAAAUCCGCGUCUUUGCUCUCGAACCCCAAAACAACAACACGCUCCGUCUGCUCGACACUAUCCACGUCGGCAUGCCGCUCGACAACAUUUCGCCAGACGCCAACGGCGACUUGUACGUGCCCGGGUUCCCAAACUUGGCACAAACAGGCAAGUCGUUUUCCGAUCCGUAUAACGAGAUUUCGCCCGUGACUAUCUGGCGCAUUCGCAAGACGGUGGAUGAGGGCAUAAAGAGCAGGGAGUACAAGGUUGAGAAGGUGAUCGAGGAUAAGGCGUCCAAGGUUUUGAGUGGGAGUACGACGGUGCGACACGAUGUCAAGACUGGACGGCUAUUUGUUAGUGCUGCCGUUCAUCCUUUUCUUGUAGUUUGUGAGCCGCGCAAGUAA